Ziziphus jujuba (common jujube) is the source of this 2395-nucleotide messenger RNA. RefSeq names its product squamosa promoter-binding-like protein 16. The coding region runs from base 1149 to 2213 and encodes 354 amino acids. The record is from RefSeq and is a predicted model, not a curated record. The transcript has 4 exons. Gene Ontology annotation, molecular function: DNA binding. Gene Ontology annotation, cellular component: nucleus. NCBI's taxonomy places the organism in Eukaryota, Viridiplantae, Streptophyta, Magnoliopsida, Rosales, Rhamnaceae.
AUGGAGGUUGACUUAAAAAAGUCCUUGGAGUUUGUUUUGUUCUGUCAAUGUCUGUGUGAAAAUGAAUUGAAUAAAUGGGUCCAAACAAAUUAAGGCGUGGCUUUGCAGGGGAAAGGAGUGGAGGUGGGGUUGUUUUACUUCCCACAAUAAUGCAGCUAGCUCAGUACCCAAUGAGAAAUCUUUGGACAUCAUGGAAUGUGAAACACAAGAAACUCUAUAAUAGACUAAUACUCUCUCUCUCUUUCUCUUUCCUUUUCCACUCAUUUUUGUACUUUUUCCUUCUUUCUUUUCUUUUCCCCCUCGUUCUCUUGCAUAAAAGUUGAAAGCAACCAACACUCUGUCUCUUUCCUUGCCAUUCGUUUUCCGCUUUUGUUUUUCUUAUAAAAUUUUCCUUCCAUUUUUCUCUCUUUAAAGUGUCAACUUUUUACAUAUUUUUCUUCUUCUCUAAUUUCUAGCCUACAAAGCCUAAAUAAAGGCAGGCAAACCACUUACCAAGGCCCAUGCUCUUUCAUUUCUCUCCCAGUCUCUCAGCUUGUCGUAGUUUAUUAAACAAUUAUCCGUUGUGUUUAUCUCUUUAUCUAUUUAUUUUUUUUCCCCUUUCAAUAUUUCUUAUAUAACACAUUUACUUGCUUUGUCCUGCUAUUUAGUGGAACUGAACUGUCUGUCAGAAAACUAAUGGUUGGAAAACCAGUGUGAAAGCUCACUCUUGCUUAUCUUUUGCACUGUGCAAUCUACAUGUACUUGUCUAGCAGUUUGGUAAUCCAAUUUUUGUAGCUUUAUAUUAUAUUUUGCAGUUCUUUUCAAGUAUCUUUUCGAGUGGUUUCUCUGCAAUUAGACAGCUUUCAAGUUAAACAAACAAGAUUUGCGCCACUUCCCUGUGCCUGUUUCUUUGGUCUCUCAGCUUUCAAGGUUAAAAGAAAUGAAUCGCAGGAGCGCAGUUUAAUUUUUUUUUUUUUCCCCCUUCCAUUUUGAUCGGUUCGUAUUUUGAUUCUUGGAUUGAGUGAUGAGUUGGAGAAGAAGCAAUAAAUUAACGGGAACAAACGAGAAGGAAAACCAUAAAAAUUUCAAACAAGAAUGAUAUAUGGACAUUGUUUGCUGGUUCUAACAGCUUAAGAGUAAUACUAGUUUCUGAUAGCAAGGAAGAUUUCAUGACAGAAUCAAAGCUUGGAAGGUUUUAUGAUAUGGAGGAUGGAAUAAAAGCAAAGUUAGAGGAUGCUGGUAAUGAGUCAUCUUCGUCAAAGUCAUCCUCGUCAACGACGUUGUUAAAGAGAAGUAGAGCACCCAACAAUGGAACCCAAGUCCCUUCAUGCUUGGUUGAUGGUUGCAUUUCGGACCUAAGCAAAUGCAGAGAUUAUUACCGACGACAUAAAGUAUGUGAGCUCCACUCUAAGACUCCAAAGGUUACUAUUGGGGGUCACGAGCAGAGGUUCUGUCAACAGUGCAGCAGGUUCCAUUCAUUGGAAGAGUUCGAUGAAGGAAAACGAAGCUGCAGGAAACGUCUCGAUGGACACAACCGACGACGAAGGAAGCCUCAGCCCGAAUCUAUGUCCAUUAAUUCAGGGAGAUUUCUCUCCACUUACCAAGGUGCAAGAGUUUUACCCUUCUGUGGUUCACAAAUAUUUUCGAGUCAUGCAAUGAGCUCUGCUCUGGCUGGGGCUCGAGUUGGAGAUGUCAAGAUCGAGAACGAAACAAUGCUUUUCGAUAGCCAUUCUCAGUUAGGUGGAAACAAAAAACAGUCAUUUCCUGAAUUUAUGACUCAGAUUUAUAAAGGAGGAAAGCAAUUAUCAUCCUUGCAAAGCACUAAUUGCAAUCCUACUCUACCUGAAGCUUCUGUCUGCAGCCAACAGCAUCUUAAUGCAAACUCUGCAUUCUGGAAUGCUGGCAACAAUCAGAAAGUGUUCCCCAAUUGGUUAUAUCGAGACAGCUCCGAGUCUGAUUGUGCUCUCUCUCUUCUGUCAUCCACACCAACUGAUAAUACUAAGGAGAUUGGUUUGAGCCAUUUUAUGGGGUCCAAUCCCAUUCCUCAGGCUCAGCCCUUGAUCCCUAGUAUGCACUACAAUGGUUUAGAAAUGGUGGGUGAACCAGCAACUUCUAUUUUGUUUACUGAUGGAAGUGACAGUGCCAACUUCCAUUGCCAAGAGAUGCAUAAGAUUAGGCCUGAUGGAUCAUCUUCAAGUGGGCCUCAUCAGAAACUCUCUUUCUCAUGGGAUUAGUACACGCUGUGUUUGUAAAACUGAGAAAACCAAAAUGUUAUUCUUUUUACGUAUUUUCAGUGUGUUUGUUGCUGUAUUUACAUCAAUACCCUACCUGAAAGAGCAUAGCCGAAGUGGAGUUUCCACAAUACCACUUGUAUGUGAGAAUUCUGUGUCAAUAAUAAUAUCAUAUUUCCUUAAAA